Monoraphidium neglectum is the source of this 381-nucleotide messenger RNA. RefSeq lists its product as hypothetical. The transcript has 3 exons. Bases 1 to 381 code for a protein of 126 amino acids. The record is from RefSeq and is a predicted model, not a curated record. NCBI's taxonomy places the organism in Eukaryota, Viridiplantae, Chlorophyta, Chlorophyceae, Sphaeropleales, Selenastraceae.
AUGGGGUUGAGUGAGAGAGCGAGCAGGCAGCAGCAGCAGCAGCAGCAGCAGCAGCAGCAGCAGCAGCAGCAGCCGCAGUCGCAGCAGCAGCAGCAGCAGCAGCAGCAGCCGCAGUCGCAGUCGCAGCAGCAGCAGCAGCAGCAGCAGCGGGAGGCAACGAAGUCCCACCUGAGUCUCUGUUCCUCCGCCGCUGAGCGCGGACCCAUCCUGCGCCUCCGCAGAGGGCCUCGCCUGUGCGCCAGCCUCGUCGCUCCUGCUGCCGCUACCACCGCUGCCGCCACUGCUGCUGCUGUUGUUACCGCCGCCGCCACCGCCGUCUGCGCGACCGCCGGUGGCCCCACCGCCGCGGCAUCGGCCCUCAACGCCAAGAUGUCGAAAUGA